Danio aesculapii is the source of this 2118-nucleotide messenger RNA. Its product is annotated as E3 ubiquitin-protein ligase TRIM35-like. The record is from RefSeq and is a predicted model, not a curated record. Gene Ontology annotation, molecular function: zinc ion binding; protein binding. The transcript is spliced from 6 exons. The coding region runs from base 209 to 1582 and encodes 457 amino acids. NCBI's taxonomy places the organism in Eukaryota, Metazoa, Chordata, Actinopteri, Cypriniformes, Danionidae.
CUAUUUCUGCUUUCUGACACACUGACUCUCUUCAUUUCUAUUCUGGACUUUAAAAAAGAUUCAGAAAUUAGCAGAUGAGGAAGACAAACACUUUCAAGGAUUUAAGUGAGUUUCUAAACACACAGCAGAUCUUUUUGAUUCGUUCUUUAGAAACCGUCAUUCAGAAAGUGAAAGUAAGGUUCAGAUUUCUGGAGCUCAAACGGUGAAAAUGGCUUCAGUAAAUGUUUCUGCAGAAGAACUUUCUUGUCCCGUGUGCUGUGAUAUCUUCAAGAAUCCUGUAGUUUUAUCAUGCAGUCACAGUUUCUGUAAAGAGUGUCUUCAACAGUUCUGGAGAACCAAGACAACUCAGGAGUGUCCUGUUUGUAGGAGAAGAUCAUCAAAAGAAGAACCUCCAUGUAAUCUAGUGUUAAAAAACCUGUGUGAGUUGUUCCUGAAGGAGAGAAAUGAGAGAUGUUCAUCAGGAUCAGAGGAGAUCUGCAGUUUACACAGUGAGAAACUCAAACUCUUCUGUCUGGAGGACAAACAACCUGUGUGUUUAGUGUGCAGAGACUCCAAACAACACGACAAUCACAAAUUCAGACCCAUCAGUGAAGUGGUUUCUUCAUACAAGGAGGAGCUCAAUACAGCACUGAAGUCUUUACAGGAGAAACUCAAACACAAUGAAAGAAUUAAAGCAGAGUUUGAGAAAACCGUUCAACACAUCAAGACUCAAGCUGAGCACACAGAGAAUCUGGUUAAACAUGAGUUUGAGAAGCUUCAUCAGUUUCUCCGAGAUGAAGAAGAAGCUACAAUCACUGCACUGAGGGAGGAAGAGGAGCAGAAGAAGCAGGUGAUGAAGGAGAAGCUGGAGGAGAUGAACACACACAUCUCAGCUCUUUCACACACAAUCAAAGACACGGAGGAGAUGCUGAAAGCCAAUGACGUCUGCUUUCUAAAGGAGUUUCCAGUCUCAAUGGAAAGAGUCCAGAUCUCACAGCCGGAUCCACAGACGCCUUCUGGAGCUUUGAUUCAGGUGUCUCGCUACUUGGGGAACCUGACAUACAGAGUCUGGAAAAAGAUGCAGGACAUCGUCCACUACACUCCUGUGAUUCUGGAUCCAAACACUGCAGAUCCAUAUCUCAAACUGUCUGAUGAUCUGACCAGUGUGAGAAACAGUGGGAGAAAUCAAUCUGUUCCUGAUAAUCCAGAGAGAUUUGACAGUUAUCACUGUGUUCUGGGUUCAGAGAGUUUUAACUCAGGAAAACACUGCUGGGAUGUGGAGGUGAAAGAGAGUCAAUACUGGAAUCUUGGAGUAACUACAGCAUCAAAGCAGAGGAAGGGAAGUGUUUUCUCUAACACUGGUUUCUGGAGUGUAAGGUCUAAACAGUCCGCAGGCUCUGGUUUUAUUGUUAAUCAGGAUCUUGAGCGUGUGAGAGUUGAUCUGGACUGUGACAGAGGAACAGUGUCUUUCUCUGAUCCUGUAACAAACACACAUCUACACACAUUCACAAUCACCUUCACUGAGUCUGUCUUUCCUUUCUUUUAUAGUCUUGGCUCUCUGAGGAUCUUACCGUUCUGUGAUCAGUCAAAGUUACACCUGUAGUUCUGAAUCUUCUUUCAUAUGUGCUCAACAUUACAUUAGUUUAGUGUUGUUGAUCUGUGAUUGGUCCAGCACUGCAGACACACUGACAUUGUUAAAUCACUAUUAGACAACAGAUCAAUAAACAAGAAGCCAAAGUAACAUUGUAAAAAAUAAAAAUAAAAAACCUAAUAAUAGUCUAUAUCUUUGCUAAACCUGUUAGAAACUUUUUAAAUGUUAAACCGGAUCCUGUUUUUUAUCUUUAAAUAUUUGAUCAGGUUAUAUAAUUAGGAUAAUUGUCCAAACAGAUAACAUUACUUGUUUUCUCACUGGAUUCUGUGACUACAGUUUUGAGUUUCCUACUUCUGGCAGGCUUCAAACUAACAUAUAAUGAUAUUGUAGUUGUAUUGCAGUUAACUGUAGUGUGUGUUAUUCUGUCUUACAUUUGUGAUUACGUAAACUAUAAAAUAAUGGCACGAAAACUGCCAAAAUUAUUUCCUCUUAAUUUUAUGUUUGGUUUGAGAGUGACCUGAUAUUAUCUUAACAAAAAAACGUUCGCA